Messenger RNA from Malus domestica (apple), 1882 nucleotides. RefSeq lists its product as uncharacterized. Gene Ontology annotation, cellular component: endomembrane system. Gene Ontology annotation, biological process: intracellular protein localization. The record is from RefSeq and is a predicted model, not a curated record. NCBI's taxonomy places the organism in Eukaryota, Viridiplantae, Streptophyta, Magnoliopsida, Rosales, Rosaceae.
AUGAACUCCUCAAACCCAAACUCGAAUUAAUUCCGAAUGGGUUGACCUUCCAACCCGCCAAAAUUGCAUACCCAUAUCACCACUUGAUUUUGAUUUAAUGGGCUGACCCGUGAUCAUGCACGACUCGCAAGCCCGGCCAAGAAAUUAACAAACCGGAGUUAUGGUCAGUCAACUGACUGAAAAGAAAGCUCGCUGAUCCAACCAGAAAAAUCACAGCUUCCGUACAACAAUGGUGAAAGCCGUCGUCGGAGAGGAAACCCAGCUCAAAUUAGCCGAGGAUCGCCUCGAGCAAUCCUCCACCCCCGUGCAGGUGGGGCUCCUCGUAGGCAAACUCAGCUCGUCUCUAGACCGAGGUUUCGUCUUCGAUUUGGUCCCAACGCCACCGAACGACGCCGGAGCGCCUGCUUGCUCCGUCGUGGAGCCCGCCAGGGACGACAAGAGAAAGGGGUCUAAACCCAAAUCUCAGCCCUCCGAUUCCUCCUCACUCUCCAUUGACAAGGACUGGGUCGCCGAACAUGCCCGUCAGGUGUCUAGAAUGUUAGUGGGUGGCAUGAAGGUGGUUGGCAUGUACAUUUGGGCUAGCGAUAGCGCUUUUAAGAAUUCGAACGUCAUGCUUUGCCAGACUGUAAUGGGAGUUGCCAAAGCAGCACCCCUCACAGAGAGUGAUUGGGAUGAGAGACUGCUCAUUCACAUUUGUUAUAGUCCAAGGAGGUGGACAUGUCGAAAUUGUGCAGUAGCUUCAAAUAUUACGUCAAGCAGCCUAAGACCUUGUGACUUCAAAAUGGGAAGGGUCCUAAAUUCCCUUCAAAGAUUUAGGUGCAUGUACAACUUUGAUAUCAGAUUGCCCAUAUUUCACAAGAAUUCAUCAAAUCUCCAAACUUUUACUGAAGCUCUACGUCAUGGUAUUUCAGUUCAUGGGAAAGAUUUAAAAAGUGCAAAAGCCAUGAUUGACGGAAAUUUGGUUGUUAACAAUGAUCUAUGCACAUCAGAUGGUCUGCAUGAAGUCGAGUUGCUUCUACCUUUUAUGAAAGAUACUGAAGUCUGCAGCCAAAAAGAUACUACUGGUAUUCUUGAUUUUAGCGGUUCGGUGUGUUCCUUUGCAUACUUAAAUCCUAAAGAACCAAUUUCACAAGCUGUUGCUGAUAUAAAGGAUGACAUUAUCACGAGUCUGCAGAGUAGACUAGAUAUUAUCUGUGAUGAAGCAGAUGGCGAGGCAGUUACAACUGAAACUAGCGGCCAGCAAGCAAAAGAUGGUGCUGAUACUCAGGAAGCAAGAGAUGGGAUAUCCAGUGAAACACCUGCUUCUCAUAUUGUUCUUCAAUCCUUCAGAAAAACAUGCAGUCUUUCACUUCCCCGAAGAGUCCUUGUUCCUUGGUUAGGGGGUACAUUUGUGUGUGACUACCUACAACCAUCUGAGACUUUUGAGGUUCUGAAAGAUCGAUGUGUCGAAUUGCUGUCUAUGGAAGCUCCAACAGAUAACGCAACAAUCUUGGAACCAGAAAUAGAGGCCCCAUCUGCAGUGACCAAAUCUUUUUGGGAUGUGGCGGUGCCACUUCCCUCGGCAUCUAACUCCCGUUCAGAGAAGAGCGGACUUGACAAAUUGAGGGGAGAAAGUGGCCAAAAAUCUUCACAGUCGUCUAAUGUCAACAUCAUGGCUGCUGUUAUAUUCCUUCUUCUCUCUAUAACUGUAGGAUACAUUCUCGUAUUCGUCAAGAGAUCAUAGUUAAAGCAAGCCUCACUUGUUCACACUGGUUAACUUUUUUUUGUCCUAUAAAAUCAAGUGACUUCGUCCUUUGAAUUUCCUUUUACUUUUAGGGUAAAAAUAUGCAGCUGAAUUAUUGAACAUUUAUAUGAUAAAUCCAUGGAAUUCCUUUUGUUUUAA